Lachancea thermotolerans CBS 6340 is the source of this 2865-nucleotide messenger RNA. RefSeq names its product Rtp1p (gene RTP1). The transcript has a single exon. NCBI's taxonomy places the organism in Eukaryota, Fungi, Ascomycota, Saccharomycetes, Saccharomycetales, Saccharomycetaceae. Gene Ontology annotation, biological process: protein secretion. Bases 1 to 2865 code for a protein of 954 amino acids. The record is from RefSeq and is a predicted model, not a curated record.
AUGAGCGAGAAUCCGAAGACCAAGAGUAUAGAGAGUGUACUUAGCAAGCGACCUGAAUUUACAAAUGACACACCCUUAGACAGGUUUUUUGAGAGCCUGGGCGAAUACUUCUCACGGAUCAAAGACGAUUCAGGUUCACCCCUGUAUGAAGAACUGGGGUGCGCAAGUAACGCUGAAUUCGUUGCGUUCCUUCUGGGCCAGCUGGAGGUUCUGAAGUCAAUACUGAAGGAGAAUAGCAGUGGGAAGGCCACUAACACCCUAGUGCCAAUAUCACUUCAUGAUAUGAAGUAUUUUGACCUUUUGGUGAACUUGAUUGUAGUUCACGGAAUCUGCGCCAACUUGCCCCCUGGAAUCGGAAUACCUUUGGAUCAAAGAAGGAUUGAAAACUUCCGUCAAGUUGAUAAACGUUUUGAAAUUCAUUCACGUCAUACUGUGAGCUUUGAUACAUUAGCCCGUGUUAGCGAUGUUCUUUACGGCGUCUUAACGUUUGCGCCCUUGAAGGAAAACACGAUAGGAAGUCUGCUUCUAAAGGGUACUGGCUUUGCGGAUUUAAUAACAGCUCUCAUUGUCUUGUACCAUGAAGUUCAAAGUUCUCGAAACAAGGUAUCGAGUAUGUUUGAGCGAAUCGAAAAUCUUCAAGAGACAUACCAGUUGUUCUCUGUUUACACUUUACUUGUGCACACGACUUCCAAGGCCGAGUACCGCCAAUUUGUAUUGACAAAGCUGUCCACCCUUCCCAUAAGAAGACAAAAUGGUGUCAUCAGCCUUGUUGACUUUGUGGUCGGAGUAAGAGAGGAUGAGGAAAUCGACGUUACGAAGUUCAAACGAGUUGCUGAGAUUCUUGUUUCCAAGCCAAAGAACAUGACUAGUGUCACAUAUUUUACGGAACUCUUCUCUCAAAUUUAUGAAGGCCUUGCGUUAAUAAAUAAGCCCAUCCUUGUGAGCUGCCUGAACAAUGUGGUGACUGAGUUCUACUUCAAAAACAAGAGGAUCGUCUAUGACUUUCUUUUCAAGAAGAUUGCAGCAGUGCUCUACAACACAUCUUUGCAAGAAUUUUCGACUAAAACGUUGAAUGAUACCAUGAACGUUCUCAUAUCUCUGUCAAAAAACCCAAGUAUUGAGGUUACUCAAGAGCUUUCUACAUAUGGCGGUGAGAAGUUUUACUUGACUUUAUGGAUAUACUGCCUAUUUUUGAAGAAACAUCAAAAACUACAACCUAAUGAUGGUUCUCAACAGCCAAGUGUAGCCUACUACAACGUUGUCCUUGGGAUGCUUAAGACUUACAUUAUUAUCAACUCAGAUUAUCAGGCGCUUGAUGAUAUAGUGCUUAAUCUGGUAAACUUUGACCAUGAGACCUGGGGGUACAGCAUCGAUCUAGAAACUCAGUUGCCUUAUGUGCGCCUUAUAGGCGAGAAAAACAUUGGAGAUGAGUUGACAAGUAUCGGAUCGGUCAACACGGAUCAAAAGAUUAAAAGAGUUCAAGAAGUUUUCUUAGACAUAGAUUGUGCAGUGCUUCUUUUCGUUGAGUUGCUUAAACUCCUCAAUGAGCCUGAAGUUGUAAAGGAAAUAUUUUUGUCGGUGAUGAACCGCUGGGUUGUAAGCACUAAUAAGGCUAAUAAAGAUAACUCCCAGCUUCCUGGCGACGUUCAAAACAGUUUACUUAUAUUGGUUGACCUGAAGCUACUUGAGAAAAUGGAUGAGUCCUUCAAAAGCGACAUAAUCAAAAAGCCUCGCGAUGUGCUUAAACUUAUCAACGACUUGCUGGAGUUCCCUUCCCCAGACGAAGAGGAGCGAGAUGAUCAACCCGACUCUGAUGAUGAAGAUGAGGAUGGCGAGGAAGAAGCUGACGAGGAAGAGGCUUUUCAAAUUGAGCAAGCGCCGUCCCCUAACACUUACGUAACUCUCCUGAAGCUUCUUUCCGCUAUUAUUGACACUACACCGCGGAAAGAGCUUCACAAGUCCAGCGAUAUUCUUGAAUCCAUUUCCAAGACAUUGCAUGGUCAUGGCGACGACGCACAAGCACAGUCAAUAAUGGGACGAAUCCGUGACCUUCAGGAAAAUAAUGCGGGUGCUGGUCAGCCACUUGGAGACUUCAGCGAGCUGGAUGCAGACAACGAGUUUUUGCAAAAGGCCAUGGCGAAUGUCAACGAUGCAUUGGUUCCUGUGCGUGCUCACGGGCUAUACGAGUUACGGCAACUUAUUGAACGCAGGUCUCCGGUGAUAGACUUAAAUUAUGUUCUCGAGGUGCAUGCUCGCCAAUUGCGCGAUAAAGAGCCAUUUGUGUACCUCAAUGCCAUAAAAGGGCUUACAUCCCUUUGUGAGAUUGAACCUGAGAGGACUUUGAAUUACCUUUUGAAUCUUUUCCGCAAUCGCGGUUCGAAGAAUUCAUUGGACAACACCCUGAAAGUUGGUGAGGUUCUGCUCAACUACAUUACCCUUCAAAAUGAACUUUUUGGUGGCGAGUCCGCGGGCACUCUCGUUGCAAUAUGUCUCGAAAAAAUCCAGCAACAUGAAAACCUCGAUAAUCGCCUUCGGAUGUCGGCCAUGUCGAUAUUGGGUAUCUGUCUUCAAACUAAUCCACGGGGCGUGCGCGCGCAAAUACCGGAUAUUUUGGAUUGUGCCUUCAACAUCUUGAAGCUAGAAAACGGGACUCAGAGCAGCUCUUCGAACCUCGUUCGCCGAAGCGCCAUUCACUUAUUGCAUUCACUUGUCUCAAGCUCUGACCUCACUCUAUUUCCUUCCCAGUACGGUGGAUCGCGCCUGGUUAGCCUCUUAAACUACGUGAAAGAGAAAGAUGAUGAUUACUUAGUAUGUGAACAAGCAAGUGCUCUCCUUACAGUUGUUAAAGUUUUACAAGUCUCCUGA